GAAAAAUUAAAAAAAAAUGAACGCUUGGGGCUGUUUACGAAAUUGAGAAAAAAAUGUGAUGCUCUGGCUUGAACUUUUGGCAAUAAUUAACACAAUAUUACGUACUCAGACGUGGGCUUUUUGUUGAAGUUACCUGCUGAUGUUUACAAUUUAAUUGAAAAUUUCGCUGCCUUUAAGGAAAGUCCGACUGAGCAAAAGCCUGUUUUGAUCAGAGGUCUGGGUAGAAAAGCUACACAGAUGAUGGACAAGUACAAUUAAUUCAAUGCUAGUGAUUACAUUUACAGGUUUUCAAGCUGAGUGACCCACAGGAUUAUUGCUAAAGGAGUAAAAGCAUUGUGCUAUGGGAGACAUGAAGGAGGCUGGAUUACAAAUAACACCUAAAACUCCUGGUCGUUCUUCUAUCUUAAACCCAUUUGACAGUCCCAGUGAUUACCAUAGCUUGCAAGAGCAUACAGUUGCUAGUCCAUCAGUCUUUAAAUCAUCACAGUUUUCCACUACAAAUUGUUCAACACCGGGAAGAUUUAGAUGGUCCAUUGAUCAGCUUGCUGUUAUAAAUCCUGUUGAGAUAGACCCAGAUGAUGUUCACCGUCAAGCUUUGUAUCUAAGCCGCUUCAAAACAGAUAAGGAAGUUGAAGAGAAGAGACAGAAAGCGAUUGAGCAGUUUUUUACAAAGAGCAUCAUUGUACCUUCUCCUUGGACUCAGCAUGACGGGAAGCAAGGCUCUCAACUCCAUUCAACCAAAUGUGUAGAUCUACAACUGGAUUCCCCAAGUGGAAGAGAAGUUAAUGCACAAGUGGGAAAGUGUCAUGUUGCAUGCCAGACACUGCUUUCCUUACCUGUGCAUUUUAAUUUAGAACAAAUAUUGGGUGAAUAUUUUAGGACAGAAGAGCAUGAUGACCAGUCUCAUGAGAACCUCAGUGCUUCCUCUUUAAGGAGGAAGCUAUUCCUGGAUGGCAAUGGGAGUGAAUCUGAUUGUUCUUCCCCUCCUUCACCUGAACAAAUCCCAUGUGUGGCUCCAGUAGCAUCCUUGGGAGUUCUUAAUUCCAUAGAUCUGUCUCCUGUUCGAUGUAGGAGUCCUGCUGAAACACCUCCUUCUGGUCAGUUUUCUUCUAGUCCUAUACAAAAUGGUACAAGAGCAUAUAGCCUGGGAAGUACAACUAGUCCACCAUUCUCAGAAAAGCUGUCCCCCCAUGAUAUGUCUCCUGCAUUUUCUCCAAUAACAUAUAAAGGGAAAUCACCAGGAGUGGAUCAAGAAAACCUGACACAUCCAUCUUUGCAUACAUCAUGCUCCAGUGCGGGUUCAAGUGGUAAAAGUAACACUGGAAGCCCAUUAAUAGACGGAUGCUCUCCUAUUAAAAGUUGUUCCGUCAUGGGACUAAGGACUCCUGGUGUUACCAAGCAAUUUCAGGUACAAGUACUCCAGUUGCCAUUUGUGCCUGAAAAUGAAGGGAUUCAAGAGGAGGAAGAAGAGGAUGAGGAAAACCCUAAUUGUCCACAAUUACUAAUACAAAUGGAUACAGAAAUGUUUUCUCAGGAGUCUAAUGCUGCUACCAUUUCAGAAAGAGACAAUUCAUCUGUGUCCUCAAAAAUUCAUGAGCCAGGAGUAACCUUACACUGUACUGGAGACUUAAAGGAUAACAAUAAUACAGUUGAUAUGGUAGACGUAGUGGAACUUGCAGAAGAUGAUACAACGUGGUUAAAAGGUUUAGCUGGCAGUGGCAGUAUACCAACAAGUGGGAUGACUUUCAAUGUGGAAAUAUCUCAAAUUUGUUUGUCACCUCUGGCAGAAAGUAGCACUAUCCCUUCCGACAGUAACAGUAUACAGGCAGACAGUGGAUAUAAUACACAGGCAAACUCAGCAAGCAGCAUUAUUGACAAUGCUGGUGCAGAGAAUAAUAGAAAAGACCUUCUGGACCAUCCAACCCACACCGAUGUUCAAAGCAAACUUCUGCAGCUUAAAAAAAAGAUGCAGUAAUUAUGUGCACCACCAGAAGAUGAAUAACAGAAUGUGCACCAUAUUUAAUAACUGUCCUUUGGAAGUAACUACAGCAAAAACAAAGGUCAUAUAUUACAAUCAAUUUGAUUAAAUCUUUGAAGUUGGCAUGCAUGCAAAAAGCUGGAACCAUGCAAGUUGAGAUCCCUACACGUCUAUAAUUGAGAAGACAAGAACACAAAUGCUCGACUUAAACUGUGUUUUUCCAUUUACACGUGGGAGUAGAACACAAGUGCUCUCAAUGUAGUAAAUGUCUAAAAGUGUGCUUCUACCAAAAGAUUAUCUAGCUUUUGUGAAAGGGUCACCUUAUGUUAUUUGGGUUACCUGAAUGGUUUGCUUCAUACUGAGGCAUUGCUUUUAAGGCUUGUCCGCUGUAUUUUUAUUUUAUUUGUAUCUAGAUAGAUAUAUAUGUUAUAAAACAAGUUUCAGAUCUGAGAAAUUGCUAUUUCUGGAGGGGCUGACUUACGCCUUCAUUGUCCAUGACUGUCAUAAGCAAAAUACACUAAAAAUCUACAUACAUAUUUCUUUACUGAAGUAUAAUGUAAGCAACAGCUAAGGAAACUCAACCAAGGACCGAAGUCCACAGCAGUAACUGAAGAAACCUGAAUCGAACAAGAGCAAAUUAUCAGUUCCCAUUUGUGGGUUUAGUUUUUAAGGCAUUUUUGGGGUUAUGUAACUUGCUAUAUUUUAUUCUAAGUUUUGUGACCAAUGUCCAGCCCAUAUGUGUAGAAACAUGGUAAGAUGAAACUCAUUCAGUAGUUAUCCAUCCGCAUAAGGGACGUUAAGAUUUAAGAAACUUUCUUGUUCCUUUCUGCACAAAGGAAAUACUAAAGAAAAGAGUCUGUCUGUGGCUUUGCUACAGCUGCUAUUGUCAUUCGGUCUAAAAUCACUUUUUAUAAUGGGUUUACUUUGAACUGAAGUAUUUUUAUGCAGUUCAGUUCCCAAAGCUCUUUGUAUUAUACAGUAUAAGACUUCCAUUUCACAAAUUCCCUCACCUUUGGUGUUUUGGUCAUUGAUUUAUAAAUGCAAAAUAGACAUCAAAAAUUUGUAAGCUGAAGAAAUCCCCAACAAAAACUAGACUUAAUCUGUUUCUUAAACACAAAAUGUAGUUUCUGUUCUGGUUGUGCUGCUACUUGUGGGUUGGGUUUUCUCAGACUACAGUUGAUUGGGAAUAAGGUUAGGUUUGAAUUAUGGCAUCAUAAAGAAAACAAGUAGGAUAAAAUGAUGAACUUGAAG
Protopterus annectens (West African lungfish) is the source of this 3229-nucleotide messenger RNA. It is a transcript of the gene BORA, whose product is annotated as BORA aurora kinase A activator. Gene Ontology annotation, biological process: activation of protein kinase activity; regulation of mitotic spindle organization; regulation of mitotic nuclear division. Gene Ontology annotation, cellular component: cytoplasm; nucleus. The coding region runs from base 341 to 1975 and encodes 544 amino acids. Gene Ontology annotation, molecular function: protein kinase binding. The record is from RefSeq and is a predicted model, not a curated record. The transcript has 13 exons. Lineage: Eukaryota; Metazoa; Chordata; Ceratodontiformes; Protopteridae.